AUGGCGGCCUUAUCAGCAGAGGGGGUAAGGAGAGUCUGUCAGCUUCAGAGGGAAGAAGGGCGCCAGUGCCUGCGAGAGCUCCUGCGAUGGGAGGAGUUUGAUGACGUGAGGGAUCUGAGGCGUAGCAUAGAGCUCGACAGUCUUUACAGCAGCAUUGUGUUCGCCAUGGAGAAAGGGCUCUCCUGGCCUGCAGUCGUGGAAGCGGGAAAGCUUGCGGAAGAGCUGAUGAACGAAACCAAAGGUUUACCCAUUUCUCAGGCCAUCCGUGUCCUAAAGGAUAAACUCGUGGCGUGUGAGCCAAAGCUGAGUCCAUUCAAACCGUGUGUCUUGGGUGAAUACUUCUAUCACACGCUCAUCAGGCACUACCAGCUCUACCAGUUUGUGCUGUGUCGGGAGAGAGACGUCGAACAGACGUCUGCCCACCUAGAAAUCUGUGUGCCACCACAGCCUCUGCCGCUGAUGGCAGGCAUCGAGGCUGAAGUCUGGCACUAUCAGCAGCAACUGGCUGCCCUCUCAGCCGCUGAGGUCCAAAAACGUACCAACAUGCUGCUCCUCCGAGAGACGCUCCACCUGGAGAGGGAGCAUAUGUUGCAAAGAGCGUAUGAUGAUCUGAAAUCGCGAGCAGAGAUCCUAGACAGACAGAUUUUGGAGACCCUAGUGAAAGAAGUGAUCGGGACCCAGAUCCAAGCUCUCCAUGAGAUCCUGCAGACUGAGAUCCAGACCACCUUCGAGAUCUUGGAGCUGAGACUCCAGAAGAGGGCCUUGAGCCUGAACCCUCCUGUCCCCUACCCCCCACCUCCUCCUCUUGAAGAACGAACAAAGAAAUCAACCAAAGCUCAAGAGCAGAAAAAGAAGAAGAAGUGAGGAGAUGCGGGUUGAUGUAGCACUUGGCAGAAAUCCCUGACUGACCUGUAAUAAUCAUGGAUUGUGCUUUUCAGUCCUGAAGACCAUAUAACCUGCCUUGGGUUUUAAAUGCUCCAUCCAUAGCUUGAUGCUGGGCUGUUUGUUCACCUUGCCCUGGCUGGAAUGGGUAUUAAUAUGGAAGAUGGAAGUGUUGCUAGCAUAGCUUUGGACGCUACGACUUUAUUGUCCUCUUAA
This is a messenger RNA of Chrysemys picta bellii (western painted turtle), 1098 nucleotides long. NCBI's taxonomy places the organism in Eukaryota, Metazoa, Chordata, Testudines, Emydidae. The record is from RefSeq and is a predicted model, not a curated record.